GCUGCAUUGAUAGUGCUGCCUCCCUCAGUGAUGAUGUCACUGGCUCAGUCAGGCUCAGCAUCACUGCUCUGAGCAGCCAGCAGAGCCAUUUUGGCUUCUGCAUUACAGACAGCAUCAGGUCUUCUCCUUUAAAAAGCCUCCACCCGGAUCAAGCAGGCCUCGCCGGGCAUCCAGAUACCCCUUUCCCCCCUCUUCCAAGGACCUCCCUCUCCAUCGGGGGAUUGAGGACACGGGGGAUAUUCUUUGAUUUGUCCCAGAACUAGACCUCUGGGAGCAAAUCACCAGAUCUACAGUGUAGUAAAGAGCUCAGAAGACAAAUACAGCACUGUAAAGGUUUGUGUCUGUUGGUGUGGACAGUGGGAGCUGUAAGGAGGCGCCAUGGCGGGGGCCUCGGUGAAGGUGGCGGUGCGGGUUCGCCCCUUCAACUCGCGGGAGAUGAGCAAAGAGAGCAAGUGUAUCAUCCAGAUGUCAGGAAACACAACCACUAUCAUCAACCCUAAAGUACCCAAAGAAACCAAGAGCUUCAGUUUUGAUUACUCUUACUGGUCACAUACCUCGCCAGAGGACAUCAACUAUGCGUCUCAGCAGCAGGUCUACAGCGACAUUGGCGAGGAGAUGCUGCUCCAUGCCUUUGAGGGCUACAACGUCUGCAUUUUUGCUUAUGGCCAGACUGGUGCUGGCAAAUCAUACACCAUGAUGGGCAAACAAGAAAAGGACCAGCAAGGAAUAAUCCCACAGCUGUGUGAGGAUCUUUUCACUAAGAUCAAUGACAGCAAUACUGACAACAGCAUGUCCUAUUCUGUAGAGGUGAGCUAUAUGGAGAUUUACUGUGAGCGUGUACGGGACCUGCUGAACCCCAAAAACAAAGGGAACCUGCGAGUGAGAGAGCACCCACUGUUAGGCCCUUACGUGGAAGAUCUCUCCAAACUCGCUGUCAUGUCCUACAAUGACAUUCAAGACCUGAUGGACUCAGGAAAUAAGGCCAGGACGGUGGCUGCCACCAACAUGAAUGAAACAAGCAGUCGCUCUCAUGCUGUCUUCAACAUCAUCUUCACACAGAGAAGGCACGACUCAGAGACAGACAACACGUCUGAGAAGGUCAGCAAAAUCAGUCUGGUGGAUUUAGCCGGCAGUGAAAGAGCUGACUCCACUGGAGCCAAAGGCACUCGGCUCAAGGAGGGAGCAAACAUAAACAAAUCCCUCACCACACUAGGGAAAGUCAUUUCAGCUUUGGCAGAGGUGGAUUCUGGAUCAAACAAGAACAAGAAGAAAAAGAAGGUGGAAAGUUUUAUCCCAUACAGAGAUUCUGUACUCACAUGGUUACUUCGAGAAAAUUUAGGUGGAAAUUCUCGCACUGCCAUGGUAGCUGCUCUCAGUCCUGCAGACAUCAACUAUGACGAGACUCUCAGCACGCUCAGGUAUGCAGACAGAGCUAAGCAGAUCCGCUGUAACGCUGUCAUUAAUGAGGACCCCAACAACCGGCUGGUGCGUGAGCUGAAGGAUGAGGUGUCACGCCUGAAAGAGCUCCUCUACGCCCAGGGCUUAGGUGACAUCAUUGAAACAUAUCGGGGUCCAGCUGAUGACAAUGCUGGUUUGGGUUUGAAAUACUUUUCUGAUUACAAGAACAAUAACAAUACUGGCCAAGCUGUCAAUGAAAGGGGUGAUUUCUCCGCAGUGACCAAUGCCAUGACAGGGAUGAGUCCCUCCCCCUCUCUCUCCGCCCUGUCCAGUCGUGCUGGAUCCAUUACCAGCCUGCAUGACCGCAUCAUGUUCAGCCCUGGGAGUGAAGAGGCCAUUGAGAGGCUCAAGGAAACAGAGAAAAUCAUUGCUGAGCUCAAUGAAACAUGGGAGGAGAAGCUUCGCCGUACUGAGGCCAUCAGGAUGGAAAGAGAGGCCCUGCUUGCUGAGAUGGGUGUAGCCAUGAGGGAAGAUGGAGGAACUGUUGGCGUCUUUUCACCCAAAAAGACUCCUCAUCUGGUGAACUUGAAUGAAGAUCCUCUGAUGUCCGAGUGUCUCCUUUACUACAUUAAAGAUGGAAUCACCAGGGUGGGAAGAGAGGAUGCAAUGACAAGGCAGGACAUUGUCCUCAGUGGACACUUCAUAAAGGAUGAGCACUGUAUUUUCACUAGCAGUGCAGGACCUAUGGGAGAAGUCAUUCUGGAGCCAUGUGAAGGAGCCGAGACCUACGUCAAUGGGAAGAAAGUGACAGAGCCCACUGUUCUCAGAUCAGGGAACCGCAUCAUCAUGGGGAAGAGCCAUGUGUUCCGCUUCAACCACCCGGAGCAGGCGAGGCAGGAGCGGGAGAGGACUCCAUGUGCCGAGACUCCGGCAGAGCCCGUAGACUGGGCCUUCGCUCAGAGAGAGCUGCUAGAGAAACAGGGCAUCGACAUGAAACAGGAGAUGGACCAGAGACUUCAGGAGCUGGAGGACCAGUAUCGCAAAGAGAGGGAGGAGGCCAAUAACCUUCUGGAGCAACAGAGACUAGAUUAUGAGAGCAAGUUGGAGGCCUUGCAAAAGCAGGUUGAUCGUUACUAUCCUGAAGCAGCAGAGGAAGAGGAUGAACCUGAGGAGGAAGUGCAAUGGACUGAGAGGGAGACCGAGCUGGCGAUGUGGGCUUUCAGAAAGUGGAGGUGUUACCAGUUUACCUCUCUCAGAGACCUUCUCUGGGGCAAUGCCAUCUUCCUCAAAGAGGCCAAUGCCAUUAGUGUGGAGCUCAAAAAGAAGGUGCAGUUUCAGUUUGUGUUGCUGACCGACACACUGUACUCUCCGCUUCCUCCUGACUUACUGCCUUCUGAUGUGACUAAAGAGCGUGAGAAAAGCCCAUUUCCCCGCACCAUCGUGGCUGUGGAGGUGCAGGACCAGAAAAAUGGAGCCACGCAUUACUGGACCCUGGAGAAGCUCAGGCAGCGUUUGGACCUGAUGAGGGAGAUGUAUGACCGAGCUGCGGAGGUUCCUAGUGGUGCAACAGAGGAGUGUGACAGUGUGCUAACGGGAGGAGACCCUUUCUACGACCGUUUCCCUUGGUUCCGGCUGGUUGGGAGCAACCUCCUAUUCACCUCAUGCCUUAGUGAGCAAGCGAAAGACCCCAUCGCCUCCCCGACCCUCUCUGAUCCCACCGAGACCACUGAACCCACCGAGCUCCAGUCACGGCACUGCGGGGGUCUCGGGGCAGAGCUGGAGGACUUCACAGAUGAGCUCUUGUCCGACGACCUGUGUUCAGAGCUUGGCGAUGAAGAUGAUGACGUUUAUAAGGAUGACGAGAAGGGGCUUUGCAGAAACUCCGGCGAGGCGGAGGACCCAUUUUAUGAGCGUGCUCCUUUGUUCAGUGUAGUGGGAAGGGCCUUUGUGUAUCUGAGUAAUCUGCUGUAUCCUGUGCCCCUGGUACAUCGAGUAGCCAUUGUCAGCGAGAAGGGAGAGGUUAAAGGUUUCCUGCGUGUAGCAGUGCAGGCAAUAUCAGGCUCUCUGGUUUUUCCUCCAGCUGAUGAGGAGGCACCCGAUUAUGGCUCAGGCGUGAGGCAGUCUGGAACGGCCAAGAUCUCCUUCGAAGACCAGCAGUUUGAGAAGUUCCAAUCAGAGUCCUGCCCAGCCGGUCUCUCCCGCACCGGACUUUCCCAGGAGGAGCUGCGGAUCGUGGAGGGUGAGGGACAGAAUGCAGAGAUGGUGCCAUCCGCUGAUGAGGUGAACAACAACACCUGUGCAGCUGACCAAGAAGAUCUGGACAGCACUGUGAAAGAUGGUGUUCUGGAUGGAGCUUUGGACCACCUGAAGAUUGGAGAGGUCUUUACAUUCAGAGUCACCGUGCUCCAAGCGUCCAGCAUCUCCGCUGAGUAUGCAGACAUCUUCUGCCAGUUUAAUUUUAUCCACCGGCAUGACGAGGCGUUUUCCACAGAGCCGCUGAAAAACACUGGACGAGGUCCACCACUGGGCUUCUAUCAUGUGCAGAAUAUUGCAGUGGAGGUCACUAAGUCUUUUGUGGAGUACAUAAGGACCCAGCCUAUUGUGUUUGAAGUGUUUGGUCACUAUCAGAAACAGCCCUUCCCUCCACUGUGCAAGGAUCUAAUCAGCCCAUUGCGUCCAUCCAGAAGACAGUUCCCAAGAGUCAUGCCUCUAUCCAAACCAGUACCUGCUACUAAGCUGACGACCCUCACACGACCCACAGCCGGACCCUGCCACUGUAAAUACGACCUAAUGGUAUUAUUUGAGAUCUGCGAGCUGGAGGCCAAUGGAGACUACAUCCCUGCUGUAGUGGACCACAGAGGUGGAAUGCCCUGUCAUGGCACCUUCCUGUUACACCAGGGAAUCCAAAGAAGAGUGACAGUGACUAUAGUGCAUGAGACAGGGGGUGACAUUAAUUGGAAAGAGGUUCGUGAGCUGGUUGUAGGCCGCAUUCGAAACACACCAGAAGCAGACGAGACCAUCAUCGACCCCAACAUCUUGUCCCUUAACAUCCUGUCUGCUGGAUACAUCCAGCCAACUCCAGAUGACAGGCAGUUUCUUGAUUCGGACAUGCCUAGGACAUUCUACCGCUUUGAAGCUGCUUGGGAUUCAUCCAUGCACAACUCGCUCUUGCUGAACCGAGUGACUCCAUAUGGGGAGAAAAUCUAUAUGACUUUGUCUGCUUACUUGGAGAUGGAAAACUGCACACAGCCUACAGUAAUUACCAAAGACUUCUGCAUGGUGUUUUAUUCCCGAGAUGCAAAGCUCUCAGCCUCACGCUCCAUCAGGAACCUGUUCAGCAGCGGGAGCCUGAGGCCAUCUGAAGGAAACCGAAUUACUGGUGUGUAUGAGCUCAGUCUGUGCCACCUGGCAGAUACGGGCAGCCCAGGGAUGCAGAGAAGGCGCAGGAGGGUGUUAGACACAUCCGUGGCGUAUGUGCGAGGGGAGGAGAAUUUGGCUGGAUGGAGGCCCCGCAGUGACAGCCUCAUCCUGGACCAUCAGUGGGAGCUGGAGAAGCUCAGCCUCCUGCAGGAGGUGGAGAAAACCAGGCACUACCUCCUCCUGAGGGAGAAGCUGGAGUCCACCCUGCUGCUGGGCCAGGAGGUGCCGCUGUCCUGCGUGUGUGAAGAUCUGACCGAGUCCUCCUCCCCCUCCAAACAGCUGGGGCAGGGUCACGACCCUGACGCUGACCCCGGGCAUGAAAUUACCAAUGAAAGGCAGCGCAAGCUUGCCGCCAAGUGUUUGCGCUUGCUUACCCACACCUUCAACAGAGACUACAGUCACGUGUGUGUGAGUGCCAGUGAGAGCAAGCUGAGUGAGAUGUCUGUAACACUGAUGAGAGAUUCCACCUCGAUCUCUGACAUCAACACACUCACACCCUCCUCCACCUGUCCCUCGCUGGUGGAGGGACGCUACAGCAGCAACGCUGAGCUCAGACCCCCAGCACCUCGCUCUCGUGCCGUGAGCCCCAACCGAGGCUCUACAUCUGAUGGAGAGGGCAAGAAGUCCCCCAGCGGAGCUCCAGAGUCCAAAUCAAGGACCCACACAUUUGUCCCUGACAUUCAGGAGAUCCGCGUCAGCCCAAUAGUUUCGAAAAAGGGCUAUCUGCACUUCCUGGAGCCGCACACUAAUGGCUGGGUGAAACGCUACGUGGUGGUGCGCCGGCCGUACGUCUACAUCUACAAUUCAGAGAGAGACUCAGUGGAGAGAGCCAUCCUUAACCUGUCCUCUGCACAAGUGGAGUAUAGUGAGGACCAGCAGGCCAUGCUGAAGACUCCCUACACAUUUGCUGUGUGCACAGAGCAUCGUGGGAUACUUCUGCAAGCCGGUAAUGACAAAGAGAUGCAUGACUGGCUGUAUGCAUUUAACCCUCUCCUUGCUGGCUCCAUCAGGUCCAAACUCUCCAGAAGAAGAGCAGCGCAGAUGAGGCUUUGAGAGGAUAAAGACAACAGAGCUCACAAAGACUGUCCCUGUAAAUAGAGUCCUCCGUACCUGCGCCCGGUCCAGUCUCUAACGCUCGUCACACUCCUCCCUUCCUGUGUGUACCUGCACUCACCCUAUCUAGCACUAAGCACCUGUGUACUAAAGUCUCACAUUGCUGUGGGUCUACCAGGACCUGGCUGUUCAACCAAUAACCCUCCUAAGAAUCUAAGGCCACUAUGUUUUGGAUCAGUGUAGUAAUGGAGAUUACAAGCAUUUGCUUAGCUUCAUUUUAGAUGCUUAUAUAAUCUCACAAAAAAGCUCCAGCACUCCACAACGGAAGAAAAACAAGCCUGACACUUCCAGGUCAAGUGAAACCCAUUUUAACCAGAUUUGUUAAGAUGAGUAACAAAAAAGUAAACUAGAUGGUCAAUAUAGAGAUGUCUCAGUCACAUGACCUUACUGUGUUAUUCUUUACAGUUGAAUCCGGUCAGUAUUUAAGUCAGCCAAUAAUAUCUUUAUUGUCAGCUUCACGUUUCAGCUUCACUGACACAUGUUAAGGAGGCUGUAUUCUAAAAUGCAUACUAAAUUAUCAUACCAGAUAGUAUGUCAGAAUAGCAUGCUAUACUGUUUUACAUACUAUUUAGUAUAGUAGUGUGCAGUUUGGGAUUUAGCCAGAUUUUCUCGGUUCAGCCUUAGUGCAGGUUUUGGAUAGUCUCUAUAGAAAUUUAUAUAGGAUAGUAUGACAUAAAAAGGCCCUGCAAUGAGAAACAUCAAACAUCGCUCAUGAAGUUUUCUCACAAAACAAAACAAACAAAAAAAAAACAAAGAGAUGGACGGUUGUGUGUGAGUCUUAUCUAAAUUGUAUCAUAAUCCAGUUUAAUAUUUUCUAAAAUGAACUUAUCCCUUAAAGAUCUUAUCUCUGGUUGAUUUACUUUGAAGUUUAUAUUAAAAUCUCGUCAAGUUAGGUAUUUAUUUAACAUGCAUUUAUUUAUUUUGUUGUGUAUUUAUUGACAAUGUUUUGAUGAAGUUUAAUGCAAUUAUCUGCAAAUGGCACUUUCCCCCCAUGAGUUUUACUAACCUAUUGCUUAUGUAUCAUAUGACUCUGCCUCCUCGACCCACAGAAUACUUUCAGAGGAGAGGGACAGGGAAUAGGAUGUGACGCUGUGAUGGCUGCUACUAUGUGUAGCUCACAUGAAUGUUUCAUUUAUAAGUUGUUAGAAGCGAGAAAGAGCCUUCUGCAAAAUAUCCAGUUGCGAAACAGAGAAAGGAUCAUUACCCAGAUCAGUUAAAGACAAAAGUCUGUAUAAUCAUAAACUGCAGGUUUUUAAUGAUGUAUAUUAUAUGAUUUUACUCACGUCCCAUGUUUCUACAUUCUCAUUUGCUGCUUUCAUUCUUCAGGUCUCCCAAAUCAUGUCAGCUCAUUAAUCAAACCUCUCACCAUGCCCCACGUUUGAUAUAUUGGAGGUUGAGUUUUCAUGCUGUGCACUUAUUAUACCUAAGUCAUUUUGUAAGCAUAUCUUGUGAUUGGUCUGGUACUUCUACUUCUCAUAUACCUGCUGAAAAAUCCAGCUUGGUCUGACCAGCUAGCAGCAGCCAAAACACAGGCACAGCUAGUCAAGCUGGUAGAUCAGGGCUAUUCAACAAAUACAAUAAUUUGUAAAUGACCAGUUACAAAAAUUUCCUUGCUUGGGUCUGGAUAAGCAACUAACAUGACUGAAUGGCAACAACCAGUAUGGCUAUAAAUAAGACUAUUCAAAGUGGUUAUGUUUUGUUUCAUAGUGGAGCUUCAUGUUUGCACUUUUGACUAGUGCAGUGGACUCUGAACAUUAGAGAUACAUCCAUCAGUUUUGCAUUUGACACAAAGCAUAAACACAUACUUCUCUGUACAAUCAUCUUUAAACAUUCUGUCUUCAUUGUUGACUGUCAACAAGCCAUGUCGUCAGCACACUAAUCAAACCAGAGAGGGUAAAUAAAAAUGAAAAAUAUCAAAUUGUGUGAACAUUCUCCCCUUCUGGUCUAAUGUUUUAGUCCUGUAGCUGGUCGCUGGUCCAAUGGGCUGCCUUCAGCAAAGUAAUUUGGGCGAAUGUGUGUGAUUGCAUAAACUGAAACAGAGGAAGCCAAGCUGGAUCAUAUUCAGAAAACUGGAGGCCCUGAACUACAGCCACAAUCUGCUGCAGUAAAAAUUUUUUCAAGUACUCAGUUCAGUCCACUGAAAUACCAUGCUGGCUCUGCAUCUGGACCAUGGUCCAUCAGCUGAUGCCCCAUGUGGUAGACCAUGUUUGUCAAAUGGUACCAGUAGAAAGGGAACCAUUUCCAAAUUAUUGCUAGUAAUGCAACAUCAUAGACAAAUUUUUAAAGAAAACACAAAACCAAGGCCAUUAGAAAAUCUCAAACAUUUAUAGAUCAUUUUAAUUAAGAAAUAGGGAAGCUGAAACAUAAUAAUAAAAUAAAAGAUGAUGAUCUACUAGUUUAACCACCUCAUUUGUGUUUUGGCAGCUGGUAGCUGAUUAGACCAAGCUGGAUUUCUCAGCAGGGAUCUUUCUUGUUCACACAGAUCAACAAAUCUGCACAUGGAAAUGGACCUAACGUGUACAGUGUGUUUUGUGAUGUUCACAUAAACCAUCCUUUUUCAAGCUUCAUGUUACCUUAUAUUUCCCACAAACUACAAAAUAUUGUAGUGGAGACUGCAAGCUUAGAGGCUGCAGUAUGCAUUUUAAUGGCACUCAUACUGUAGGGUUAAUAACUAAAGUCUCAUUAUUGGUUAGUGUGUGAUAUGACUGUUGGCUUAAUGUUUAACGAGAAGAGCAAACAGCUUGUGUCUGUGUUGUUAGCGAAUUGCCACUGUUUGUGUACGAGUGAAAAUCCACACUGCGCUGCUGAAAGUGCUGGUUAUCAGAAGCUUCGUCAUGGUUAUAAUUUCCGGGAAUGUUACACACCAUUGAUUUGCGCUGUUGUGAUUGGUCAUGUUCACCUGCUUUUUUUUUCAUGAAAGUUAACCUUUACCUUUUUGAGUUUUUUUUUUAUGCUGUGUUUGUCUGCACAGGCAAAAGUGGUUUUGUUACUAUGACAAUGACUUGGAACAGAUCCCAACUAUCCGUGUUUAUUAGGACUAAGCCAGAUGGAUUGCGAUGUGGUAUUUCUCUGAGUUCUCCUUAGGGCAGAUGGGAGCAUGACUUGAGGCCAGCCAACCUCCAGAGCAUGCUUAGUAAUGCCAAGACUCAGGCUAUCUGAGUGAUAUUAUCAUCUGGAGAAAUGUGUAUUGAAGUAUAAUGGCUAUGAAUUUAUGACUAUGACUUUACUUGUUUGCUUAUGUGAACUUGACCAGUCACUGAAGCCACUUACAUUGCAAAGUGUUGACUUAUCAGAUCUACUUAUAAUGCUGUUCUUGUUAACUGCACAGUUCAAUAUAGAAAGGCGCUCUUUGUGCUGUUUGCAAUGAACAUCAUCUGAAUAAGUAUGUCCAGUUUUGCAUGGAAAGAUUGUUAAACUGCCUACAUAUCUAAACAACUGUGCUCCAGUGUUCCAGACUGUAACUGAAUCCUCUGAUCCAUUUCUAAAGCUUUACGUUUGUGUCUGCACAUAUGUGAAAGAAAAUGAAAUAUUAGUCAUUUUGUUCAGCAGCGUGUGCAUGUGUGCAGUUGUCUUUUGUCUGUGCACUUCUUUGAGAAUGUUGUUGAGAGUGCGUUGGACGAAAUCUUGCACCUUCUAGCCUGUGUCACUGAAUGACAGCCAGGCACGACAUUAUAAUUCUCAGUCAUUCACCAUCACAGAGCUUACAUACAGCAGCCUCCAUGAGAAAAAAAAAACAAAACAAACAAAUGAUAGGCUCUUUUCAUCAACAGCAUUUCUUUGUGUGCUUCCAUUUUCAUCAUAUGCACAAACUCCAUUCACUGACAUUUUUCUAUCUUCUCGGUUCUACUUUGCAUUGUAUAUAAACAUGAUUGCUGUGAAUGGUGUAAUAUGCAGCUGUAACCCAUUGGUACCAUCUUAAAUGGGCAGUAGUUCAAUAUGUCUUGUGAGUGUUUGAGUUAUGAGUCAAAAUGUUUGUGUAGCCUACACCUUAACACAUUGUCUGAUAUAAAAUAAAUGUGGAACUUAUGCAACACUAUAAAAA
Molecule: messenger RNA, 9973 nt
Organism: Pangasianodon hypophthalmus (striped catfish)
Lineage: Eukaryota; Metazoa; Chordata; Actinopteri; Siluriformes; Pangasiidae
Gene: kif1aa
Product: kinesin family member 1Aa
Exons: 50
Coding region: 379-5871 (1830 amino acids)
Biological process (GO): microtubule-based movement
Molecular function (GO): microtubule motor activity; ATP binding; microtubule binding
Source: RefSeq, a predicted model, not a curated record